AUGGAGUCUAGCACUGCCUUGGAGUCUGGCACUCCCCUGGACUCUGAUAUUCCACGGAAGUCACUAGCGUCUGGCACUCCACUGCAGCCUGGCUCCCCGCUGGAGUGUGGCCCUCCGCCGGAGUCGGGCGCUUCACUGGAGUCGCUGCCCCGCGAACUGCUGCUGGCGGUGCUGGCCUACGUGCCCACCGAGCAGUUGCUGCCCUUGCGGCUGCUGGGCCGUCGCUGGAAGAAACUCAUCCUGGAGGAGCCGCUGUGGCGCCACCGCCGCCUGGACAUCCCUGUAGCAGUUGACGACAACGCGCUGUUCGCGGCCAUCCUGCGCAUGGCCCCCGCCCUGGACACGCUGAAGCUGAGGACGGGCUACAUGAGGAGUUCUCAAGGACUCGCUUAUCUCAGGGCUCUUGCUCAAGGCAAGUGCAAGAUCCGCUUCCUGGAUCUUCACUUUGCAGCUAGCGCGGUUUCGAACAAGCUGAUAUCAACUGUGUUCUCCAGUCGUCGCAACACACUACAAAAGCUCCACAUAGUCCUUUACGGCCUUGUGCUUCACAGUAACCUUGUGCCAGCAUUGAAAGCCAUUGACGCUUUGACGGAGCUGAAUACGUUAAGACUCGACGUUUCAUGCGGCGCGUAUCACGGUUUUUCCUUCAAGAAUCUUCGCCUGUCGAAUCUGCAAAUCUCAUGCGUUCUGGACAAGGAUUUGGCCCGUGAUCUCAUCCACCUCGGAAGAAACAGUCUGAAGACGAUCAAAUGUUUCUCAAGAAUGGACAAGCUGAAGACGGAUUUCGUGGUAUGCAAGAAUCUGACUCACCUCGCACUCUACGAAUGGUUUGACGGGCUCGAUGAAGUAGUCCCACAACUGCCUCUCCUUGAAUUCAUCACAUUUUACGUCUCUAGUAGUCUUUCUGAGUCAACGGCGAACUGGUUGCAGUGGGCCCACAGAAACUUUGCCGGAAAGAUCCAUUUCGCUGUGGAACAUUACAGUGCUGAUCAUUCAUCUCUUAUUUCAUCGGCGGACAACCUCCGCAACGUCCACCGUGUGACACUAAAUAGAGGCGACCUCGAGCAGGUAACCCCACCAGCGCUCGUAGCAAGGCUCUUGAAGUCCCUGACCGCAGUGGAGCAGCUCGUGCUGAAUUUCAGGACAGACUUUGAGAGCUUGCUGCUUAGCUGGCCAGCCUCGACUGUUCCUCGACUGCAAUGCCUCUCUGUCCGUUCAAAAUACCGAAAGAAACCAACUGCGUUCCGGAACUCUUUCAUGCAAGCUGUUCAAAAAUGGCGUCCUAACCUGGAGUUGAAAUUCCUCUAGUUACUUUUUAAAAAAA
Thrips palmi is the source of this 1324-nucleotide messenger RNA. RefSeq lists its product as uncharacterized. The transcript is spliced from 2 exons. Bases 1 to 1308 code for a protein of 435 amino acids. The record is from RefSeq and is a predicted model, not a curated record. Gene Ontology annotation, molecular function: protein binding. NCBI's taxonomy places the organism in Eukaryota, Metazoa, Arthropoda, Insecta, Thysanoptera, Thripidae.